UGUUCCGAGUUAACUCUGAGACUCGACUCACUGUUACUGCGAAGCCAAACGAAAAUGUCGAGAGAUGUUAAUGGAAAUGGCGUUCCGCCGAAAAACGCCACGAGCUCGGAGAAAGACGACGACGAAGCUCCUUCAAAAAGACACUCAAGGAAAACGCGAGAAGAUUCCGACGUAGAUUCAGAAACCGAUAGAAAGCAUAGCAGUUCGAGGAGGAAAUCUCGAGAUAGCUCAGAUUCCGACGGUGAUAAACGACGCAGGAGAAAAAGGAAGUCGCGUAGGAGAUAUAGCAGCGAUUCUGAUUCGGAAUCGGAUUCUGGUUCAGGUUCGGAUUCAGAGGACAACGAGUCUGAACGGUCUGGUUCGGAUUCAAAGUAUUCGGACUCGGAAUCGGGGACGGAGAGCGAGGAGGAGAGGAAGGAAAGGAAGAGGAAGGAGAAGAAAAGGAGAAGAGAGAGGGAGGAAGAGAAGAAGAGGAGGAGAGAGAAAGAGAAGAAGAGGAGGAAGAAGGAGAAAGAAGAAGAGAGAAGGAAGAAAGAAAAACGAAAAAUGAAGAAAAAGGAGAAGAAGGAGAGAGGGAAGAAAGGAGCCGUGACUAAUUUAUGGGGAAAAUAUGGUAUUAUAAGAGAAACUGAUAUGUGGACCAAACGGCCAGAGUUCACUGCUUGGUUGGCAGAAGUGAAGCAGGUGAAUAUGGAGCAUCUGUCGAAUUGGGAAGAAAAACAAAUGUUCAAAGAAUUUAUGGAGGAUCACAACACAGCUACAUUCCCUUCCAAAAAGUAUUACAGUCUUGAUGCUUACUACAGGCGUCAAAUGGAAAAAGAGAUGAAAAAGGGUAUUAAGAAGGUUCAAGCAAAAGAACGAACUGUUUUCAAUGAUGAAGAACAGCGCAGACAAGAAUUGCUGCAAGCACGUGAAAAACAUAAGGAAGAGCAAGUGAUAGCUUUGAAGCGCUCAAUGGAAAGUGGAAUGGCACAAGCAAUGAAAGAGCAAGCUCAACUCAGGGAGGAGAUGGCUUACCAGUACAAGCUUGGAAACUUUGAGGCUGCUGCUGCAAUCCAGAGAAGGUUGGACCCUGAUGCUGCAGUGUAGUCGGUGUAGGACAUAAUUUAUUGUGAAUAUAAAUUAGAUGAUGGUGUCUCAUGAUCAUGUCAUGAAGACAAUCUCAUUUCAUGCAUGGAUAUUAUGGUGUCGAGGAUGGAUUUUAUCUGUUCCAAUGGAGGAGUGAAGCAUUCGCAAAUUCCGACUCUUUUACUACAUUACUAUAUCGUUGCUAAUAUAGAGGUGUUGCUUUGUGGUGGAAGUUUUGGUUUUGUAUCUGACCAAGUUAGCAAGCAUCUCCAAACUGUCCAAGCUAUCAAUGUUAUGAAAAGGUGGUCGUUACCCACCCAUCUUACUCGAACAGAUUCAAAUUGGCUAUGGCAUGUAAAACAAUUUAUUUAUUUUUUAACGAAAGCUUGUAAAACAAUCUUAAUAGUAAAUUUUGGUUGCUUUUUUUUUUUUUUUUA
Molecule: messenger RNA, 1505 nt
Organism: Cicer arietinum (chickpea)
Lineage: Eukaryota; Viridiplantae; Streptophyta; Magnoliopsida; Fabales; Fabaceae
Source: RefSeq, a predicted model, not a curated record